Messenger RNA from Penicillium taxi, 1314 nucleotides. RefSeq lists its product as uncharacterized. The coding region runs from base 1 to 1314 and encodes 437 amino acids. The transcript is spliced from 4 exons. The record is from RefSeq and is a predicted model, not a curated record. Lineage: Eukaryota; Fungi; Ascomycota; Eurotiomycetes; Eurotiales; Aspergillaceae.
AUGGCUUCCGCUUCUGCCAACCAGAAAGCCAAGAAGCAUGGCACCAAAGCUUCAGUCUCCAAGACCGAGGUUGAGACCCCUGCUAGUCCUGCUAGCACUACCUCUGACAAUGGUUCAGAGCCAAAGUAUCUGCUUGACCUGCAGAAACUCCUUCGCAAUGCAGUUAAGAAGAUGAAUGCCACUUCCAAAGUUGAUGCCAUUCUGGCUGAGAACGAAGGCAAAACUCUCGAUGAGCUCGUCCAGGAAAAGAAGAUCAAUGCCGACCAGAAAGCCCAGGCCCUGAAGAAACCUGCCCUCCAGGCAACCAUUACACAGAUUGAGGAGCAAAUUGUUCUCAUCAAGCAGCUCAUUGCUCAAUACGAGGAGCGCAUCGCGACUAGUCUGGCUAACCAAAAGGCAAGCUUGGAGAAGGCUCACCAGGAUGAGCUUGACGCUGUGCGCGAACAUCAUUCGGCCGAGGCUUCUAAAGCUCAACAGGAGGAUUUGCUUACCUUGAGUAAGUUCCUUUGCGCUGCGUCAAACUUGCGACGCGACGGUGACAUCAAUAACUGUGAGACCCUUGCCUUCGAGGGUGUUCUCUCCCAGAUCUACGGAGGACAUCAAAAGGCGGUCGACAGUAUCAUCAAGCUCGUACGGGGCUCGGACAAGAAGGUACUCGGUCCUUCUGACAAGGAGUUGGACUUUACCUAUGCGGACGUCAAGAAGGCAUCCGAGCGGUUUGCACCUGUCGAGGACAUCACGGAGACCACUCCUGAGGUUACCCCGGAGUCGGACCCAACCAUGGUCAAUGCCGAGCUGACUGAGAUCGACGAUCCUUCUUUGAGCGAACAGGUUGCGGCUCAUGCUGAGAUUGACACUGCUUCUCAGGGUCACAGUGCGCCUCCUCAGACCCUAGACAUCCAGUCGACUUCUGGUAAUGGGAGUGGCCGCAACCCUUCUCAAACAGAGACUGAUCCUACAGAGGCUGGUCUUGAGGCUACCACUGCAGACACCGAGAGCCACAUUGUCGAGGCUCCUGUUGUCAAGCGCAAGCGAAACCCCAACUACCGUCGCCGCCGCCAUCAGGCUAGUGAGAGAAAUCAUGUCGGCGAGGAGGCUCAUGUUGGCGAGGGAGCUCAAACCGGUAAGGGAGCUCCGGCUGAUAAGGGAGCUCAGGUCGGUGAGGGGUCUCGUGGCGAGGGAGCAGGCGAUGGCCGUCGUGGCCGUCGUGGUGGACGAGGAGGACGCGGCGGACGUGGACGUCGCGGACGUGGUGAUAGUGCCAACGGGUCUGCAGCUCCUGCUCCUGUAGCUCCUACAGUUGAGCAGAACUAG